AUGGAGUCUAAGCCUGUUCCUGUGAACAAAAAAGUGGAGAGGCUCGGAAGCAUGAAGACGAUCUUUGAGGAGGAGCUGGGUGUCAUGGACUUCUGUCUCAGUAAUAAAACAUGUGUCCUGUAUGUAUCAGAGAGCGAUUUGGUGGCAGGAAACGGCUACAGGAGGAAGAUUGUCCUAUUUAGAAAUGCUAACAGUGGUCUGCAGGGUAUUGUGAUUGUGGAGAACUCAUUUGAGUGAGCAGUACUCCAGCGGAUUUUGCAGAAGUGUGUGGUUUUGGAGCUGGGUCUGACUCUGCUGCCUGUGUCCAGUGCUGCUGAAGCUCAACUCAUAGCACAGCUGGUUCUUGGAGAGAACAAGGAGAACCCGUUCCUCAGGAAGAGUGUGUGCAGACUGCUGGAGCCAGUGGUGUUGAGUCUGGUUCCGCAGAUUCCUGGCAUCGGAAAGGUGAAGGCCAUGCAGCUCCUCCAGCGAUUCCCCAGUAUCCAUCAGCUCAGUGGAGCUUCAGUGCAUGAGCAGGAGCCCAUCAUGGAACAGGCCACAGCCCAGCAUAUCACAGCAUUCUUCCACAACCAGUUCACAUAGGAAUGCAUGUUACGAA
Messenger RNA from Sinocyclocheilus grahami, 598 nucleotides. RefSeq names its product Fanconi anemia core complex-associated protein 24-like. The transcript is spliced from 4 exons. Gene Ontology annotation, molecular function: chromatin binding. The record is from RefSeq and is a predicted model, not a curated record. Gene Ontology annotation, cellular component: Fanconi anaemia nuclear complex. NCBI's taxonomy places the organism in Eukaryota, Metazoa, Chordata, Actinopteri, Cypriniformes, Cyprinidae. Gene Ontology annotation, biological process: interstrand cross-link repair.